Messenger RNA from Durusdinium trenchii, 1015 nucleotides. Lineage: Eukaryota; Dinophyceae; Suessiales; Symbiodiniaceae. The record is from the annotation of a GenBank genome assembly.
ACCAGAUCGAGGGAGCUUCACGAAAUGGCCCCCCUUCAAAUCAGAUUCCACCUGCGUUUCGACCCGCAACCCCUGGGCACUCCGCGGGUUGCGUUGAACGCGCCGUCUCCCGACUGACGUCCUGGGGCGCGGAUGUUCGAUUUCGACGAGAUCGAGGAGACGGCCGAGCGAGAGGGCGGAUGGAAAGAAGGCGCAGAUGGAGAGACGCCCGUGGGCGCUGGGGCGGUGGAAGGUGCGAGCGGCGGUGCGGCGGCACAGGACGAGAAGGGCAUGUUCGACUUCGAUGACUUGGAGGACACGCUCCCGGCCAUGUCUUCCAAGGUGGUGCCGAGUUCAGCCGACAUGCAAGUUGAAGUGCUUUUCCAGCACCAAGGCGAAGCCUGGACGCGCAGCUACCAAGUUGCUUCUGCAUCGACGGUCUUGGACUUGAAGAAACAGAUCGGGGACGAGGUGAAAUCCAUUCAGUUGUGUCGGUUUGGUCGGCCACUGGCGGAUGGCGACCUUCUGAAGGAGAACGAACGACUCCACUUUGCGUUCGUGGGGCCGCGCAGCCCGACGGCGACCCGGCAGCGCCCGAAGCCGGUCGAGAAUACAUGGGCUGGAGAUGAAGAGGUGACCAUCGUCCUGGAUGCGGCGCUCCAUCUCUGCCAGACUCGACGGGUGCCCAAGGCGCGGCGAUGGCCUCUCCACCCUAAAGCUUUGGCCUCCAAUGGCCUAGCGAAGGGCACCAGUGUGGCUGGGCUGAAAGCGGCCAUGGCGAAGGAGGAUCCGACCAAUGCCACCCAAGCGAAGGACUUCGAGCUGGGCAUUUGCGGCGGCUCGGGCCACGCGCUGGCGGAGGAGGUGGUUUUGUCCGACAUCGGGGUUCGACACUUGGACUUACUGCCAGCUCUUCCAGUUCGCUGAAGGCGGCUCGUGUGGGCCGGGUGCCGCCAUUUUCCCAACGAGGCAUGGAGCCCCGUAUCGCCCCCAGACCCCAGCUUGCGCCACCUGACUGCCGCGUUCGUGGGCGGAA